Messenger RNA from Aspergillus bombycis, 1155 nucleotides. RefSeq names its product srpk. The transcript has 6 exons. The record is from RefSeq and is a predicted model, not a curated record. Bases 1 to 1155 code for a protein of 384 amino acids. NCBI's taxonomy places the organism in Eukaryota, Fungi, Ascomycota, Eurotiomycetes, Eurotiales, Aspergillaceae.
AUGGCCACAGCAGACCCGGAGGCGUUCACCCUCCUCUCUCUGGGUCUAGUCUUCAUUAUUAUCCGAGUCUACGUGAGAUGGACGGCGGUCGGCCCUGCCAACUUCCAGGUGGAUGAUUACUUGAUGCCCUUGGCUGGGCUAGCGUACACUGCCGAAACAGUAGCGGCGUACCUGGUUGGGGCCAUGUUCGGUGGACUCACGAAUAGCUAUAUGACUCCCGAAGAACGUGCUGCGCUUGAUCCAAACUCGCGCGAGUAUUACGAUAGGCAAUGGGGCUCGAAAAUCCAGGUGAUCGGGUGGUCAUUCUAUGCAUGCAUUUUGUGGUUGGUGAAGGCCUGUGUGGCCGUGUUCUAUUCCCGGCUGACCACUGGGCUUCAACACUUACCCGGUCGAGUGCGGUUCGCAUACGUCCUCCUCGGAGUGACCUAUCUUGCUGUGGCAUUGUCCAUCUUGCUCGGAUGCCAACCGAUGCAUAAGUACUGGCAGAUUAACCCAGAUCCUGGGAAUAUUUGUCAACCCACCAGGUCAACGCUCUAUGUCCUCAUUGUGGUCAUUCCAAAUGUAUUGACCGACCUGUACCUGAUGUCUAUUCCGCUGCCAUUGUUAUGGAAAGUCAACAUUGGUAUUAGGAGAAAGAUUACCCUAAUGGCUUUGUUCAGUGGCGCCGCCUUCGUGAUCAUGGCCGCUAUCAUCCGUGCCGUAACCAUCAUGACAUCCGGACCCGAAGGCGCAGUCUCAGGCAGUAAAUGGGCUUGUCGCGAAACAUUCGUCGCCAUCGUUGUCGCCAACCUCCCAAUCAUCCAACCCCUUAUCCGCCGCGGCGCCCAGAAAGUCGGUCUCAGCGCCCUCUUCAGUUCCAGCGGCGGACCUUCCAGCUACGGCCGACACCGCACCCAGUCCUUUCCACUAUCGAGUCGAAAUCAACCAUCUAAACGCUCGCGACACCCGCUUUCGAUUCCGAAUAACACGACGGCAUGGGGCAGCGACGAGCAUAUUUUAGUGGAGGGGUCAGGCAAGGGGUCAGGCAAAGCGAAUGACAUCACAGUCACACAAGAGAUGAUUAUCGAGAGUGAGCCGCGUCGUACUGGCCAUCAUCCGGAUGAGGCCCUUCCAUCGCCUAAUGCGUGGGAUUCGAAUAGGGGGCGGGCUCUCUGA